Messenger RNA from Adineta steineri, 1989 nucleotides. NCBI's taxonomy places the organism in Eukaryota, Metazoa, Rotifera, Eurotatoria, Adinetida, Adinetidae. The record is from the annotation of a GenBank genome assembly.
AUGACAACAUUAAUGACAUCAAUGGAAAAUGAAGAAAAUCAUAAUAAUAAUGAUUUAACAACAACAGUUAAAUUUUUAAUACAUUAUCAACAACAAGCUACUGUUAUUUAUUUGCCAUUAAAUUUAACAUUAGAAUCAUUUUAUAAUCAUUUAUGUUCAAUAUGUCAUUUAACAUUAACAAAUCCACCAACAUUUACUAUUAAAUGGCUUGAUGAAUCAUUAGAUGCUAUAACAAUGUCAUCACAAAGAGAAUUAAAUACAGCUAUACGUUUAUAUAAAAAAAAUUCUGAUAAAGAAUUACAUAUACAUGUUUUUCCAAAUCGACCUGAACAACCUGGACUUUUAUGUCCCGGUGAAGAUCCACUUAUAUAUAGACGUGGUGCACGUCGUUGGAGAAAACUUUAUUUAAUUAAUGGACAUCGAUAUCAAGCAAAACGUUUUAGUACAACAGCUGCUUGUACUGUAUGUAAUGAUCGUUUAUGGGGUUUAGGUAGACAAGGUUAUAAAUGUCUUGAUUGUCGAGUUCUUGUUCAUAAACGAUGUGUAAAACAAUUACGAAUUGUUUGUGGUACAACAUCACCACAACAUACAAAAUUAACUGAUACAAAUGGAAGACAUCCGUCUGUUGGUAAUACAACAAAUGGAAUUAAUGAACAAAUUGAUCGAAAUAGACCAACUGGUGCUAGUGUUAUGAAUACGAAAGAUUCUAUGGGUAAACAAAAAAUACCAAAUAUUGUUGAACCUGGUCCAUUAAAAAGAGCUCAAGGUGUUGCAGAUCUUGGUCAGAGUCCAAUUGAUGAUCCAAGUGGUGCUAAUAGUAAUUAUAUCGAUGCAGCUGCUGCUAUACAUAAUUCUACAUCAACUUCUCCCAUAAUAAGUUUACAAGAUUUUGAAUUACUUAAAGUAAUUGGUCGUGGUUCAUAUGCUAAAGUUUUCUUAGCAGAAUAUCGACCUCGACAUUUACGUAAUAAUAAUAAUAAAAAUAAUAAUAAUCAAACACCACGUUUAUAUGCAAUGAAAGUAAUAAAAAAAUCAAUUGUUAAUGAUGACGAAGAUAUUGAUUGGAUUCAAUGUGAAAAAAAUGUUUUUGAAAAAGCAACAAAUCAUCCAUUUCUCGUUGGUUUACAUUCAUGUUUUCAAACAGCAUCAAGACUUUUUUUUGUUAUUGAAUUUGUUACUGGUGGAGAUUUAAUGUAUCAUAUGCAACGACAACGAAAAUUACCUGAAUCAAGUGCUAGAUUUUAUGCAGCAGAAAUAACAGUUGCUUUACAUUUUUUACAUGAACAUGGUGUUAUUUAUCGUGAUUUAAAAUUAGAUAAUGUUUUACUUGAUGCUGAAGGUCAUAUCAAAUUAACGGAUUAUGGAAUGUGUAAAGAAGGUUUAGAUUUUAAACGUGAUGAACGAACAAGUACAUUUUGUGGUACACCAAAUUAUUUAGCACCUGAAAUGUUACGUAAUCAUGAUUAUAAUUUUAGUGUAGAUUGGUGGGCACUUGGUGUGCUUAUGUUUGAAAUGAUGGCUGGACGUUCACCAUUUGAAAUAGUUGGUUCAGCUGAAAAUCCUGAUUUAAAUACCGAAGAUCGUUUAUUUCAAGUUAUUCUUGAACAACCCAUACGUAUACCACGUUCAUUAACUGUUCGAGCAAAAAAUGUUCUUGAAGGUUUUCUUAAUAAAGAUCCACAAAAUCGUCUUGGAUGUCGUUAUGAUCAAACAUUAGGUUGUCGAGCUGGCUUUCAAGAUAUAUGUUUACAUCCAUUUUUUCAUCCAGCUAUUGAUUGGCAACGUUUAGAAUCAAAACAAAUUGUUCCACCCUAUAAACCAAUAUUAACUGAAGAUCAAGAUCUUUCACAUUUUGAUCCACAAUUUACAAAUGAAGAUGUUGUUUUAACACCUGAAGAUGAGCAAAUUUUAGCUCGUAUACAACAAUCAGAAUUUGAAGGUUUUGAAUAUGUUAAUCCAUUAAUUAUGACUGUUGAAGGCAAUGUUUAA